AUGAUAGCAGGAACAAAUGGAGUUCAGAAUGAGCUUAAAGAUCAGAAGGCAACGAUCACAUUCAAAGGAAGCAUCAGCACAAGUAUUAGUACCUUCGGUGCACAGAAUGUAAACUCACCAGGUUUGAGUGCGACGAUGUUCCAGUUUUCUCCACUCGUUGAGCAUUUCUUGCAGUCGAUCACCAAAUCGCAACAGACUAAUGCCAAUUUGCCUUUGCUUGUAUUGGACUCCAGUGCCAAAACACCGAACGCCACGGAUACUCCGGAUCUCUUCAAGGUAUUUCAAGACGACAAAGAUGUUGCGACGGGUCAGCAGCAACAGCAACAACAACAACAGCAACAACCUACAUCACAGCCAUCAACUUCUGCUUAUAGCACUCACCAGGUUUUAUCGGAUUAUACACAAGUGAGUGUAAAUGGCUACUCCAUUCUGUGCUUGGUACACACCGUAUUUGUUGCCAGAGUGUCAGCCGAUCACUUUCUUACUUGCUCUUUGUGGCGAGCAAAUCGAAUUUUAAUCAGUCAAGGCGAACCGUGUGGCGUACUUGUGAUCAGUACGGGAACACAAAAAUUCUCACGUCUGAACGCACGUCGCGUUACUGCCAUACUAUAA
Messenger RNA from Gongylonema pulchrum, 612 nucleotides. NCBI's taxonomy places the organism in Eukaryota, Metazoa, Nematoda, Chromadorea, Rhabditida, Gongylonematidae. The record is from the annotation of a GenBank genome assembly.